Messenger RNA from Tachysurus vachellii, 495 nucleotides. Its product is annotated as melanoregulin-like. NCBI's taxonomy places the organism in Eukaryota, Metazoa, Chordata, Actinopteri, Siluriformes, Bagridae. The record is from RefSeq and is a predicted model, not a curated record. Gene Ontology annotation, cellular component: melanosome. Gene Ontology annotation, biological process: melanocyte differentiation; melanosome transport.
AUGAUUGGUUUUGUCAGUUCUCAGUCCAGGAGAAAGGCGAGUGUGUUGAGUGAAAGUGAAGUGUGUGUCAGAAAUGGGGCAGGAGUGAAAGCCUGGGGACUUCCUCACACCUCCACGUCUAUUACUGAUGGGCACUCAGAGCAGAAAAUGUAGACUUACAUCAUGAGGAACCAGGUGGAUAAAGACCCUGAGGAGUGGGAGAAGCUGAACUAUCAUAUCCACACACUGAUGUAUGCUCGUCAGGAGGUGUGUGCGCACAUGAAGUAGAUCAUACUGCAGCUGGGUUACCAAAGGGAGGUGGACUCACUGUUUGCAGUGAAUAAACAAAGUGUAAUGAGUAAUCUGGAGAGAGCCUGAGAGCUGCUGCCCAGCAAAGAGACCAACAAAAGACUCCUCUUCAUCAUGAGAGGUUUUCAGGAUCAUUUUGUCUCUUUAGAUAGUGCUGAGGGCUUUUUGGGAUUGACUAAGGAGAAAUAUUCCCUAACCAAGCUAUGA